GGGAAGAGUAAAUUAUCCGGUCAUUCUGAGGGCUCCUAUCAUGCUUCACAGAGAAGAAGUGAAACUAGAUCUUCUUGUUUUUUUGAACGUUUCACGUUAAUGUGGUUUUGUAGUUAGAAAAAGGAGGUUAAUUGGACUUGAGGACUUGUUGGCUCCUUUCUCCGGCAUUUUUACGCGCUGUGCCAGCGCAGCUGUAUGCGCACCUGAGUCCGUUGCUCCGUUUGUGCAGCGUCAACAUGACUUUAAUGCAUCUGAGCAACUAAAACUAUAAUGUGUGACAGUGCUUACCGGUGACAUGCCUGCUGUGGUGAACCUUGGUAAAUGCGCAACCUUUCACUGUGGAAUACCCACCGGAGUCCAGGUGUCAUCAGGGAGAGCUGAUGUGGCCGUUUGGAGGAGCGCACCAGUUUGAUGUCAGCGGGGAUUUGACAAAGCGCAGGAGUUUGGGAUGCAAGAGAAACCUUAGAGAGACAAUCCUCGGCUAUUUUUACCUGGAUUCAACACAGGAUGCCCGGAGCCAUGGCCUCUGAGGUGGCGUGCGGGCUGGUCUUCAGGUUACUGCUGCCAGUGUGUCUUGCAGCCGCUUGCCUGUUCAGGUACAAUGCCCUGUCCUUCGUCUACCUCAUCUACCUCCUGCUUAUUCCACUCUUCGCGGAGCCCACAAGCACAACAAUGCAGGGCCACACAGGGCGUCUGCUGCAGUCCCUCUGCUUCACCAGUAUGUCCUUCCUGCUGCUCCACAUCAUCUAUCAGAUUACCAUCAACAGCCUCCUGGCAGGGGACUCCAUCAGCUCGGACUUCAACUGUUCAACGUGGGAGAAAUCCAUAAGACAAAUUGGCUUUGAGAGCGUGAUUGGUGCAGAUGCAGGCAAUGGCAUUCGAGUGUUCAUCCCUGACAUCGGCAUGUUCGUGGUCGGCCUGGCCAUCUGGCUGCUGUGCCGCAGUUUGGUCCAGAGGAGGCCGCCUGAGGACAUGGCCCAGUACAACGCUGACUUUGAUGCAGAGGAACAAGAAGAAGAGGAGAAGCUGAGCCUGGAGGACAACAUCCUGCUGGAGGAGGACUUCGAGGCGGGGUACGAAGCCGAGGAGGACGAGGAGCUGGACGAGGAGGAGGAGGAAGAGGAGGAGGAGGAGGAGGAAGAAGAAGAGGCGAAGGAGAGCAUGAAGAGGAAAGUCCUGAGGCACGUGGCGCAGUUUGCGUCCAAGUUGAAGGAGAUUAUAGGGAACUUGAUCACCACUGCUGGGAAGGUGGUGGUCACCAUCUUGUUGGGCAUGACAGGCAUCAUGCUGCCCUCGUUGACCUCAGCUGUUUACUUCUUCAUCUUUCUGUUCCUGUGCACCUGGUGGUCCCUCUGCCGGACCUUCGACACACUCAUCUUCAGCUGCAUGUGUGUCCUGAUGGCCAUUUUUAGUGCUGGACAUAUCGUUGUCCUCUACCUCUACCAGUUCCAGUUCUUCCAGGAGUCCAUUCCACCAGGCGACAGCUACUCCCGUGUAUUUGGCAUCUCCCCCAUUAUUCAGAGCCACUGCUCCUACACAUGGAAGCUCACUGUGCACCCGGAGCGUAAGUGGUACCACUUUGUCAAUCCCAUCAUGCUGCUGAUUCUCUACUACACCCUGGCCACGCUCAUCCGCCUCUGGCUGCAGGAACCCAUCGACCAGCUGACGGACGACAAGGACAGCGAUAUGUGCGAGGAGGAAGAUCUGGACGGAAACAGAACAAAUAACUCAGCCAACAGGAAGAGGCAGAUGUGGUGGGAAUCACGCCAAGGCACAGAUGAGAAAAACGCGGUACCCACUUCAAACGGGACGUCCUUUGAUUUUGUCACAACUGAGAAUGGACCAGUCUGUCUGGACUUGUACUCCACCCCCCAGUAUAAAAUGGACCAACCCAGUGAUGGUACAGAGAAGAAGGAUGAGUGUGUGUAUGAGGUGUGUUUGCCCCCGGAGGACUCUGCAGUGGAAGGAGGAGUGGAGAAGUCUGAGGACGGAGAGGAUGGGAUAAAGAAAAGAGGAGUCAGCGCGAUGGUCAAAAUCUUCCACUUCAUCAUGAAACAGAGCUACAUCUGUGCUCUCAUAGCAAUGAUGGCGUGGAGCAUCACAUAUGUCAGCUGGCUGACAUUUGUCUUCCUCAUCUGGUCGUGCAUGCUGUGGAUGGUGAGGGACCGGAGGCGGUACGCCAUGCUCUCUUCUCCCUUCAUGGUGGCCUACGGCAACCUGCUGAUAGUGCUGCAGUACAUUUGGAGUUUUGAGAACAUUUCACCCGUCCCCGGGUUCUUCGUCAAGAAGAACAACCCUUUCCACUCGCUUUCAUCCAAGGUCCUGUGUCUGCUGAGCUUCUGGCUGCUGCUGAGACAGACGCUCACAGAGAGAUGGGAAAAACAAAAGGAGGACAGUGCUGGUCUCUCAGAAGUUCAUGUGGAGGAUCAGAAGAAGAAGGAGGAAGAGGACUCUGAGGAGGGAGGGGAGCAGGACACCAUGCAUGUUCUGGGCAACAUGGUCAUGGCUGUGCUGGUUAAAUACUGGAUCUACAUCUGUGGUGGGAUGUUCUUCAUCGUCAGCUUUGAGGGAACCAUGGUCAUGUACAAGAUCAUCUACAUGAUGAUGUUCCUCUCCUGUGUGGCGCUCUAUCAGGUGCACUUUGAGUGGUGGCGAAGGAUCCUGAAGUACUUCUGGAUGUCGGUGGUGGUUUACACCAUGCUGGUCCUCGUCCUGGUCUACACCUACCAGUUUGAAAGCACUAGGAAUUCCUGGUCCAACAUGACGGGCAUGGAAGAAAAGGGCUUAGAGGACCUGGGCCUAAAGAGGUUUGAUGUCCCCCAGCUAUUCACCAGGAUUUUUAUUCCCACUUCCUUCCUGCUGGUGUGUAUUCUCCACCUGCACUACUUUCAUGGCCGCUUCCUUGACCUCACCGACCUCCAGGCUGUGGUGGCCAAAGAAGAGAGCACUAUCUACAGACUGGUGCACCAAGAUGGCAGCCUGGCAGAUCUCACCAUGCUCAGCGCCAGCUCGGUAGAGGCGGUGCUGCCCAGAGAGGAGCAGGAGCCACAGGAGAAGCAGGAGGAGCAGGGGAAGCAGGAGGAGCAGGGAGAGUGGCAGACAGAGGAGAAGGAGAAGGAGCAGGCCCUGGUUGUGGUGAUGUAUGACACUGACAUGACUGGCGAGAAGCCCAGGAGCUUUUCCGACCCGAGGCAGUCCAGCACAGAGGAGAGCCACCACUGCAGUGUGGGGACGGAGCCAGAGCCGAGCACCGAGCAGAGCUCAGAUCUGAAGAAUAAAUGGCACCUGGUGGUCGACCGUCUGACUGUGCUCUUCCUCAAGUUCCUGGAGUAUUUCCACAAACUGCAGCUGUUCAUCUGGUGGCUGCUGGAGAUCCACAUCAUCAAGAUCGUGUCCUGCUACAUUGUUCUGGUCUCUCUCGAAGAGGUGUCUUUGUUCAACUAUGUGUUUCUGGCAUCCUGGGCCUUUGCACUGCCCUACAGCCAGUAUCGGCCCCUGGCCUCCAGUGUUUGCACUGUGUGGACGUGUGUCAUUAUUGUAUGCAAAAUGUUGUACCAGCUGAAGUCUAUAGACCCUCUAUCAUACUCCAAGAAUUGCACUGAGUUCAUGCCAAGUAACUACACAGACGACAAUAAGGAAGAGAUAAAGGAAUCUCUGCUGUAUAAGAAACUUGUGGAACCAGCACACUGGGUGGGCCUGAGGAAGUCUUUGUCUGAUGACCUGCUGGGAUACCUCAGGCACAACUUUGCGAUGCUGGCUCUGUUAGUGUUCGAGGUGACCAUCUACCGCCAUCAGAAAUACUUCAGACUGAGGAACAAACUGUCACCUCCCAUUUCCAGGAUUAUCUUCCAUGAUAUCACACGGCAGCAUCUGGACAUCGGCAUCAUCAGCUGCAUCAAAUAUUUUAUCAACUACUUCUUCUACAAGUUUGGACUUGAGACAUGCCUGCUGUUGGUGGUCAAUGUAAUUGGGCAGCGUAUGGACUUCUAUGCCAUGCUUCAUGCCUUCGCCUUGAUAGCAGUCAUGUAUAAACGCAGGAGGAAAGCCAUCGCUGAGAUCUGGCCCAAGUACUGCUGCUUCCUGGCCUGCAUGCUGACAUUUCAGUACCUUGUCUGCAUCGGGAUCCCACCUGCAGCCUGUAAAGACUAUCCCUGGAGGUUCCCCUCACAUUAUACAGACUCCAAUGUGAUCAAGUGGCUCUACAUUCCAGAUUUUCUCACCAAACCCAACUCAUCGUUCCUCAUCUAUGACUUCAUGUUGCUGUUGUGUGCCUCUCUCCAGAGGCAGGUCUUUGAUGAUGAGAACAAGGCGGCAAUCCGUCUAAUGGCUGGAGACAAUGUGGAGAUCUGCAGAGACUUGGACGCAGCCUCUUUCAGUGUCCACAACCCCGUCCCCGACUUCAUCCACUGCAGGUCCUACCUGGACAUGCUGAAGGUCAUCAUGUUUAGCUACAUGUUCUGGUUUGUCCUCACCAUCAUCUUCAUCACGGGGACCACGCGCAUCAGCGUCUUCUGUAUGGGCUACCUGGUGGCCUGCUUUUACUUCCUGCUCUUUGGUGGUGAGCUGUUGCUAAAACCAAUCAAAAAGAUCCUCCACUACUGGGACUUCCUGAUCGCAUACAACAUCUUCGUAAUCACCAUGAAGAACAUUUUGUCUAUCCUGGCUUGUGGCUACAUCAACCAUCUGAUUGAAAACAACAGCUGCUGGUUGAUCCAGUUGCUCAGUCUGGCCUGCACCAUCAACGAGUACAAAAUCAUCAAGAAAGAUAAGCCUGAAUGUGAGCUUCCGAGUAACGAGGCUGGGAUCAUCUGGGACAGUAUCUGCUUCGCCUUCCUGCUGCUGCAGAGACGAGUCUUCAUGAGCUACUACUUCCUCCACGUGGUGGCUGAUAUCAGAGCGUCACAGGUCCUCGCAUCCAGGGGGGCGGAGCUUUUUCAGGCCACUAUAGUGAAGGCGGUGAGAGCCCGACUCGAGGAGGAGCGCAAAUCUGUGGAGCAGCUGAAGAGACAGAUGGAGCGCAUUAAGGUGAGGCAGCAAAAGUUUAAGAGGGGCAAGGAGAAGAUGCUGAGCUUGGCGCAGGAGUCUGGAGAAGGACAGACCCCCGUCCAGCCUGAGGAAGAUGACGAUGAUGGAGCACAGCGAACGAAAGCCAAGACCAAAAAAAAGCAGUGGUGGAGGCCGUGGGUUGACCAUGCUUCCAUGGUUAGAAGUGGAGACUAUUACUUGUUUGAAACUGACAGUGAGGAGGAAGAGGAGGAGGAAGAGAAAAAAGAUGAAGAACCGCCAAAGAAGUCUGCAUUUCAGUUUCUUUAUCAUGCCUGGAUCACAGACCCCAAAGCUGCCCUGAAGGCACGAGCCAAAGAGAAACGCAAAUUUUGGAAAAAAUACACCAAAGGAGUUAGACACAGAAAAAGCAAGAAAAAUGCGGGUCAUGUGGUCAUAGAGGUUGGCGAGCUCUCGGACGGGCAAGAAAAAAGUGAGGAGAACAAGAAGUCUGGUAGUCCAGACAACAUCAUCAAGCGAGUGUUCAACAUCAUAAAGUUCACCUGGGUGCUCUUCCAGACGACCGUGGAGAGCUUCACCAAGUGGAUGAAUGAAAUGUGCAGAGAGUACAUCGACAUUUCCACUGUGCUGCGUAUAGAGCGCUGCAUGCUGACCAGAGAGGUCAAAAAGGGUAACGUGCCGUCCAGAGAAAGCAUCCAUGUCUACUACCAGAAGGCCAUGAGGCUCAACAUGUCCCGGCAGGCCAGUAUGGAUCAGCUAAGCGAUGACGAGUCGGCCUCAGGCUCCACCAGGGUCCGAAGAAGGCGAGGAGGCUACCGCAUGGAGAGCCAGGACUCCACAGCCUCCAGAGACAGCAUAUCCAGUGCCUUUACCGAGGCAACCACACUGUUUUCUCGCCAAUCCACCCUGGAAGACCUUGAUGGAAUGCCGGAGUGCAUUCCCAAAACCAGUGAACGCGCCAGGCCCAAACUGCGAAAGAUGUACGGCCUGGACCAGUCCAAUUCAUCAAUGGAUAGUGGCAGCAGCUUCAUGUCCAGUGAAGCGACCCAGUGCGUCACACUCUACUCCAGACAGGGCACCACAGACACCAUAGAAGAAGUGGAGGAUGAGCAGGAUCAAGGGGAGGAGAAGCAGGAGGUUCCCUGGGAAUUCCAGCAGGUAGACGAGAGUGAGGGGGCCGAGGGCGGCCUCUGGAGUGACGGAGAACCCAGGGAGAAAGAGAAGGAGGAGAGUGAGGGCCAGGAGGGAGUGGAGGGUGAGAAGGAAGCAGAGGUACCAAUGGACCAGGAGAGCAAAGAGAGAGAAGAGGGUCCCUGGGAAUCCUUUGGUCCUGAUGAGGGCCCCUCCCUCAGGCCCGAGGGAGUGGAGUCUGCCUCUUCCGCCCAGGAGAAGGACUUCACAACAGAGAGUGAGGACGGGGGAGGACAGCAGGACUUCACGCAGUCAGAGGGGCGAGCAGGGCUCCUCUACACCCCUGAUACAGAUGCUUCCAAAACAUCUGACGCUGACGUGCCUCCCAGCUACAGCAAGGCUGUCAGCUUUGACCGUCUGGAAGUUAGCGAUGAUGAGAGUGACAUGGAUAGGAAGAGGCGUAUGGUUAUGACCUCUGACAGCCGCUCAGACAGCAGGUCAGACAUCAUGUUGCCCUCUAUGACCACCGAGCUGACCGCCAGCGAGCUGCUGCUCAACAAGAUGUUUUAUGAUGAUGAGCUGGAGCAGUCAGAUACAUUCUACAAAAGGCAGCCUCUGAUCCUCCAGCUCUGCUACGCCCUUUACAACAUGCUGGUGGCUCACUCAGAGAUGGUGUGCUACCUGGUCAUCAUCAUCAACCACAUGGUGUCGGCCUCAUGUGCCACCCUGGUCCUUCCCAUCACCAUCUUCCUCUGGGCCAUGCUGUCAGUUCCCCGGCCCAGCAAGCGCUACUGGAUGACUGCCAUUAUUUAUACUGAGGUCACCAUCGUCGUCAAGUACUUCUUCCAGUUUGGCUUCUUCCCCUUCAACGAAUCACAUUCAACAAAGUUAAAUAAGAAUAAACCAUAUUUCCCUCCUAAUAUCAUUGGUGUGGAGAAGAAGGAUGGUUACGUACACUACGACCUGGUCCAGUUACUGGCUCUCUUCUUCCACAGAUCCAUUCUCAAGUGUCAUGGUCUGUGGGACGAAGACGAUCCCAAAGAGAGGAAAGCAGCCUCUCGUCAGAGUGAGUCAGAGGACGAAGGUAAAGACAAGGUGGAGAGUGAUAAAGAGUCCGAACCCGCCUCCUCUCUGAUCAGUGAGAGGAGAGGCUCCAAUCAGACCUUGAGAUCCAUUAACUUUGGGACCUCCAUUGAUUCCGGACACGUCCUGGUGCACUACCCACAACAGCAGACCUACCAGCGCCGCAAGAGCUCCAGUGGAGGCUCGCACAUCUCUCACCGAUCUCUCCACUCUUCUGCGCGGUCCAAGAGAGGAAGUACUGCUUCCCACAACAGCAGCCGCAAGGAUGGCAGUGAGGCCAGCGUCCAUCAGAAGACCCGCAAACAGAUGAUCAUGGAGAAGCUGAGGGAGCAGCUCCUCAAAGGAAAAGCUUUCAUCAUAAAGCGGUUCAUGGAGAUCUACCUUCCUAUAAGGCAGUUCUUCCAUAACUUGAUCCAUCCAGAGUACAGCGCAGUCACAGACGUCUAUGUGCUGAUGUUCCUCGCCGACACGGUCGACUUCAUCAUCAUUGUGUUUGGAUUCUGGGCCUUUGGUAAACACUCAGCGGCAGACAUCACGUCCUCUCUCUCAGAGGAUCAGGUGCCGGGACCUUUCCUGGUCAUGGUGCUGAUCCAGUUUGGAACCAUGGUGGUGGACCGGGCCCUCUACCUCAGAAAGUCCGUCAUGGGCAAGGUCAUCUUCCAGGUCAUCCUCCUCUUCGGCAUCCACUUCUGGAUGUUCUUUAUCCUGCCAGGAGUCACAGAAAAGCGUUUCAGCGAGAACAUAGUCGCCCAGAUGUGGUAUUUUGUCAAGUGCAUCUACUUCGGACUGUCAGCCUAUCAGAUCCGCUGUGGUUACCCCACCCGCGUUUUGGGAAACUUCCUCACCAAGAGCUACAAUUAUGUCAACCUCUUCCUGUUUCAAGGUUUCCGUCUGGUGCCGUUCCUGACAGAGCUGCGAGCCGUGAUGGACUGGGUCUGGACCGAUACCUCGCUGUCUCUGUCCAGCUGGAUCUGUGUGGAGGACAUCUACGCUCACAUCUUUAUCCUCAAAUGCUGGAGAGAGUCUGAGAAGAGGUAUCCCCAGCCGCGAGGCCAGAAGAAGAAGAAGGUGGUGAAGUACGGGAUGGGAGGGAUGAUCGUAAUGCUGCUGAUCUGUAUCGUCUGGUUCCCGCUGCUCUUCAUGUCUCUCGUGAAGUCUGUAGCUGGAGUCGUCAACGCGCCACUGGAUGUUUCGCUUGAAAUCACCCUGGCUGGCUUUCAGCCCAUCUUCACCAUGAGCGCUCAGCAAAAUCAACUGAAGGAAGUCACACAUGAGGAGUUUGCAAAAUUUAUGCAGAACCAUACUAAUCAUGACGAGGCCCUGCAGUGGCUGGAGAACUACGUACACAGUGACCUGACCAUCGCAGAGCUGAAAGGCAGCUCCAACUCUCUGUGGACCAUCAGUCCGCCUAGCAGAGAAAACCUGAUACAGAUGUUGUUAAAUCCUACAGAUGAAUUCCCUGUCACUGUGUCCUGGUCCGUUCAAAGAAAGAAAAACUCGUAGAACUCCUGUGGGGGAACAGAUCAGAUGUGAUCCUAAAGGACAUCUUCCCUCGUUAUCUUCGGGCCCCCAGUGACUCAGAUGCCAAACCUGUUAAGGAGCUUAUGGAAGGUGAAGAGCUGUUAAAGAUAAAUUUGAUACUGAAUCGAAUGGAGCCCUUGAAUAAUGAGAGGAAGGAAUGGUGGAUGGUCAAUCAGACAGAGCCCGGCCUGAUACCAAAGCGGUCUAACCAUGAAGCAGGACUGGAGGUCUACGUAUUCAGCGACCAAGUCAGCCCGCCCAGUUUGGGCUUUCUGGCUGGAUAUGGGAUCAUGGGCUUGUAUGCCUCUGUGGUUCUGGUCAUUGGCAAGUUUGUGCGUGAGUUCUUCAGCGGCAUUUCCCACACCAUCAUGUUCGAGGAGCUGCCCAACGUGGACCGCAUCCUCAAAUUGUGCACCGACAUCUUCCUGGUGCGAGAGACGGGGGAGCUGGACCUGGAGGAGGACAUGUACGCCAAACUCAUCUUCCUCUACCGCUCGCCAGAGACUAUGAUCAAGUGGACCAGAGAGAAAACUGAGUGAAACUCGGCGACGGGACGUUUAACUAAUGAGAGUGAGCUGGAGCUUUUCGUGAUGGGAGCCGCUCAAUCAGAGAAACUGGGUGUUUGUUCUGUUGGUGUGAGCAGCUAUUUCAGCACAUUCACCUGCUGAGGGAGUGCAAAGCAUCCGAGGACCAACUCUGUCCUCUUCAACUGAGCUCUGACGGCAGCGUUUCACUGUUAGCUCCACACUUAAACACUUUGUUUGAGUUAUAAACUGGUAUUUUCUACUAUUUACGGAUGGAGAGACAACAUCAAUCGCAGUCACAAUGUUAAACAUUGAGGACAAAUUUAUCUCGCAAAAACCUGGCUGAGUUUGGCACCCAGUGGAUAAAAUAAGCCCACUGGUGUUCAGUUGGAAGAAAUCCUUUAGGACAAUUCUCAUAAAUUAUUUUAAAAAAGUGCUAUCCCCAGUAUAAAAGUAGGUUUUUAAACACAAACGCCCAGAGGCCUCAUCGCUCUUCACGCCUGUGUACUAACAUUUUCACAAUUGCACGGUAGGCGUAGAGAAGCUCAACGUGAAUGCAACAUUAAUCUUUUUAAGGGCUUCCCACCAACGAAUUAGUGCACAAUGACCACAUGAGCACAAUCUUAUAUUUUCUCCAACUGGAACGUUUGGAAACGUGGGACUGUGCAAUAUUGAGCUCUCGUUCCUCCAUGUUUUCGAAAAGGAUGCAAACCGAGAAAAAAAUGGGCCGGUUCUGACAUGAACAUAAAGACCACCUUUUUUUUUUUUUUUUUAAGAGGCCACAUGGGAGCCUCCCCCGGAGACACAACGCAGAAAACAUAAUCAAACAAUACUUGCCUUAUUUUGUUUGUAUGUGAAGAACUGAAACUCAACUACAUAUCUUUCUCAGGAAGAGC
Molecule: messenger RNA, 10159 nt
Organism: Morone saxatilis (striped sea-bass)
Lineage: Eukaryota; Metazoa; Chordata; Actinopteri; Moronidae
Product: piezo-type mechanosensitive ion channel component 2
Source: RefSeq, a predicted model, not a curated record